AUGCGAUCGGAUAGCAAGCUAACAAAUCCAGAUGGGUACGACAAGGUGAUAUCUGCAGAAAUUCCUGACAAGGACAAGUACCCUGUAUUGCAUGCUUUGGUGGUGAAGCAUAUGCUCCACGGACCAUGUGGUGCUCUCAAGAAAAAUUGUCCUUGCAUGAUAGAUGGUGAAUGUCGAUUUCGCUAUCCUCGGCAGUUCUGUGAUGCUACGGAGCAAGGAAAGGACUCAUAUCCUAUCUAUAGGAGGAGGCAUGAUGGUCGCCGUGUGAAGGUCAGAGGAGCUGAGCUGGAUAAUAGGUGGGUUGUCCCAUACAACCCUGGUCUCCUUAUGCUGUAUAAUUGUCACAUCAAUGUUGAAGCUUGCUCUAGCAUCAAGGCAGUGAAAUACUUAUUCAAAUACAUCUAUAAAGGACAUGAUCGUGCUUCAUUCUCGGUUGAUCCAGCAGCAGAUACAGAUGGUGGAGUAAUCAAUGAGAUUAAACAGUAUAGAGAUGCUAGGUUUGUGGGGCCACCGGAGUCUAUCCACAGGAUUUGCGCUUUUCCAAUGUACGGUGUCUCUCCCUCGGUUCUCCAACUUCAACUUCAUUUGGAAAAUAUGCAGUCUGUCACAUUCAAGGAGGGUGAUAAUCUAGAGGAUGUUAUCAGUCGGGAUUCUUCUUCCAACACCAUGCUCACUCAAUAUUUCAAGAUGAACAAGGUGGACCCUUAUGCGAGGAACUUCUUGUACAAAGAGUUCCCAGAAUUUUAUCGUUGGAUUAAGGGUAAGAAGAUAUGGCAGAUAAGAAAACUAAAGGGCCGGGGGCAGAUUGGGAGAAUUGUGUAUGCAAAUCCUGCUGAAGGUGAAAGGUACUUCCUAAGAAUACUUAUGAAUCAUGUUCGAGGUGCAACAUCAUAUGAAAAUUUGAAGACUGUGCAUGGAAAGUUGUGCGCGUCUUUCAGAGAAGCGUGUGAGAAAAGAGGUCUGAUAGAGACCGACAAGUCACUUGAUGACUGCUUGACUGAGUCUGCUACUUUCCAAAUGCCACGUGCUCUAAGAAGGCUAUUUGCAACUAUUCUGGUGUUUUGUGAGGCGACAAACAUCCGAUCAUUGUGGGAGAAGCACCUCGAGUCAAUGUCUGAGGACUACCUUCGGAACCAUCCCAACAAGGCCGCAGUAGAGCAGAUGGUCCUUAGAGACAUUAGGGAUCUGGUGCAUUCGAUGGGGAAGGAUAUUGGCAGUUAUGGCCUCCCAGAUUUGGAUCCGGUAGAUGAUGGGUGUUCAAGUGGUUACUCGAGAGAGGUUCAAGAGGAGAUGUCGAUCAUUCCGGACAAAAAAGAUAUAAAUUUGUUUACAUCUCUUAACACUGAGCAGCGCGCUGGUUUUGAUGAAAUACUCUCUCACGUCGUUGACAAAAGGAGCCAGGUAUUCUUUGUUGAUGGUCCAGGUGGCACGGGAAAGACAUAUUUGUACAAAGCACUUCUUGCUAAGGUUCGUUCACUAGGACAAAUAGCUAUUGCAACAGCGACAUCUGGUAUAGCGGCAUCCAUCAUGCCUGGUGGACGCACCGCCCACUCAAGGUUCAAAAUUCCAAUUAAACUCACAGAUAGCAGCAUGUGCAAUUUCACCAAGCAAAGUGGUACCGCAGAUCUGCUCCGCAAGGCAUCUUUGAUAAUCUGGGACGAAGUUGCCAUGACAAAGCGUCAAACAGUUGAGACACUUGAUAGGUCCCUACAAGACAUCAUGGGAUGUGAUUUGCCUUUUGGUGGGAAGGUUGUGGUGUUUGGAGGAGAUUUUAGGCAGGUCCUUCUAGUGGUGACGCGUGGGACAAGAGCGCAGAUCACUGACGCCACACUACGGAGGUCUCAUUUAUGGGAGAAGAUUAGAAAGAUACGUCUCACGCGUAAUAUGAGGGCACAAACUGACCCGUGGUUCUCCAGUUACCUCUUGAGAAUUGGGAAUGGAACAGAAGAGACGAUCGGUGGCGAUUAUAAGAACCAGUGA
This is a messenger RNA of Lolium perenne, 1980 nucleotides long. RefSeq lists its product as uncharacterized. The record is from RefSeq and is a predicted model, not a curated record. Lineage: Eukaryota; Viridiplantae; Streptophyta; Magnoliopsida; Poales; Poaceae.